UAACCCUUGCUCUCGUCUUCUUAUUUCUUCCGCAUCUCCAUUCAAAUCCCUAAUUCUCUUUCCAGAUCUGAUAUUUCUCUCGAUCUAUUGAUAAUGGAUGCUUUGGAUUCAGUCUUCGAGCCAUUGAGAGAGUUCUCAAAGGAUAGCUACCGUCUAGUCAAGAGAUGCCACAAACCUGAUCGUAAAGAAUUCUCGAAGGUAGCGGUUCGUACGGCGAUUGGUUUCGUGGUGAUGGGAUUUGUUGGGUUCUUCGUUAAGCUCAUCUUCAUCCCUAUCAACAACAUAAUUGUCGGAUCUGUUUAGAGGUCAUACAAUCAUGAAGGGAUGGAUGGAGGACGUUUAGCUGUGUGGAAAAUGGUUUUACAUCGAGAAGUAUGAUGUAUUGUAGGGAACUUUUCUGGUAUUAUGUUCAAGUAGAAAGAGAUUUGUUUUUUUGAUACUUUAAAAUCUUUAAUGUGGAACCUUAUAUACUAGUUUUUACAUCAUCUGCUUUUUGUUUUA
Lactuca sativa (garden lettuce) is the source of this 501-nucleotide messenger RNA. Its product is annotated as protein transport protein Sec61 subunit gamma. Gene Ontology annotation, molecular function: transmembrane protein transporter activity. Gene Ontology annotation, cellular component: membrane. The record is from RefSeq and is a predicted model, not a curated record. Lineage: Eukaryota; Viridiplantae; Streptophyta; Magnoliopsida; Asterales; Asteraceae. Gene Ontology annotation, biological process: intracellular protein transport; protein targeting.